AGUAGCAGCAGCAGCAGUAGCAGCAGCAGCAGCAGCAGCAGUAGUAGUAGUAGCAGCAGUAGCAGCAGCAGUAGUAGUAGUAGUAGUACUAGUAGUAGUACUAGUAGUAGUACUAGUAGGAGUAGUAGUAGUACUAGUAGCAGUAGCAGUAGCAGUAGCAGCAGCAGCAGCAGUAGCAGCAGCAGUAGUAGUAGUAGCAGCAGUAGCAGCAGUAGUGGUAGUAGUAGCAGUAGUAGUAGUAGUACUAGUAGUAGUACUAGUAGUAGUAGUAGUAGUAGUACUAGUAGCAGAUAUGAUGAUGUGAAGGAAGACGCAAGGAGUAAUGAAGAAGAAUUGGCUAAUGCGUGA
This is a messenger RNA of Solanum pennellii, 348 nucleotides long. RefSeq lists its product as uncharacterized. The annotation marks the transcript as partial. The record is from RefSeq and is a predicted model, not a curated record. The transcript has 2 exons. NCBI's taxonomy places the organism in Eukaryota, Viridiplantae, Streptophyta, Magnoliopsida, Solanales, Solanaceae.